GCCCAAUUCCACCCAUCCCCAUCGCGAUCGCCUCUCUCCAGCUAAGCGAUGAAGAACCCUAACCCUCCUCCCUCGCGUCCCUCCGCCGCAGGCAAGGAGCCCCCCGCAGGCAUGGCGCCGCCCCGCAAAUCUCGCUGGGGCCCACCGCCACCGGGCGUUGCCGGCGACAAGGCCGCGCCAUCCACCUCCGCCCGCCGCACCCCGACCCCGACCCCCACCCGCACAGCGGACUCCAGGCGCCAUCCGGGGGCCCCUCACGCGCCAGCACCGCACGCCCGCAACCCCGGGUCGCAGGCGGUCGCUCUCCGGCCGCAGGCUCGUCCGCAACCUCCGGCGGUGGAGACUCCUCCCCCGCAGCCGUACGGCUUCCACAACCUGGACCGCCGCGUCAUGCCCCUCGCCGACGGCACCGUCCGAACCUACUUCGCCCUGCCCCCUGACUACAGCUUCGAGCCGGUGCCCCUGCCACCCCUCCCACACCGCCUCCUCCCCCGCGCCGCCCCGGACCUCUGGCCGCCGCCGCUACAUUUGCAGAUGCCGCCGCACGAGGCUAGGCGCAAACACCCUGCCGAACAGGACGAGGGCUUCGCGAGGCACCCCAAGCAGCCGCGGCUCGACGAGCCGCAUCAACCGCCGCCGCAUGCCAAGGUGGACGGGCAUGCGCUCAGGAGGGCGUUCCUCAAAUACGCCAAGAUGCUCAACGAGAGCUCGGCGCAGAGGCGGAGCUAUCUCGAGGGCGGCCGUGUCCCGUGCCUCGCCUGUGGCAGGUCUUCUAAGGACUUUGCUGAUGUCCAUGGACUUGUCAUGCAUGCUUACAACCCACCAAAUGCAGAUUCACUUGUUGAUCAUCUUGGUUUGCACAAGGCAUUGUGUGUUCUUAUGGGAUGGGAUUAUACAAAAGUCCCUGAGAACUUUAAGGGCUACCAAUCAUUACCUUCUGACCUUGUCCAAGCAAGUAGGGAGGACCUCAUUGUCUGGCCGCCUACUGUUAUCAUUCACAAUACUUCGACUGGGAGGAAGAAAGAUGGUCGCUUGGAGGGUUUAGGGAACAAAGAAAUGGAUAAAAAAAUGACAGAACUAGGGUUUUCUGGUGGGAAGUCGAAGUCCUUGUAUGGAAAGGAAGGACAUAUGGGUUUGACACUUAUCAAGUUUGCAAACAACUCAUCUGGCUUGAAGGAGGCUGAGCGUCUUGCUGAGUAUCUUGAGAGGCAAGAUCGUGGACGUAUAGGUUGGUCACGCGCUCAUGCCAGUCGUUCUGUAGAUUCAGAUCAGAACCCUUUGUUGGUCGAGACGGAUACCAGGACAGCUGAGAAAAAGAGGAUACUUUAUGGGUACCUAGCAAUUGCAUCCGAUCUGGACGAACUAGACUCAGAUUCUAGAAAAAGGGCUUCCCUCCAGAGCAGAAGAGAAUUCGACCCAAACGAAUGAUCUCUUGUCAUAAAGCCCACCCCCAUCAGUUCAUUAAAUUUGCACUGAGGCGUGCAUACCUAUCUCUGAUCCCAAUUUAUAAAUUCAUACUGCUGCUGUGGAGAAAAGGUGUUACCUUGAAUAUAAUAUCUGCCGCUAGUUGAGUUAUAACCACUAGUUCUGGAAGCUGUAUUUGCACUAUGUGUAUUUUCUUGCACGCGUCUAUGGCUCACGAUUUGACUGGCUAUUUGGAAGAGAUCUGUCUUCCUAUUUAAGUAUCGCCCGUUGCAUGAUUCAUUGCUCUUC
Molecule: messenger RNA, 1713 nt
Organism: Zea mays
Lineage: Eukaryota; Viridiplantae; Streptophyta; Magnoliopsida; Poales; Poaceae
Product: XS domain containing protein expressed
Exons: 3
Coding region: 49-1428 (459 amino acids)
Biological process (GO): regulatory ncRNA-mediated gene silencing
Source: RefSeq, marked predicted